AUGGAACCUCAGUCAACUCACGAAUUAUUCGAGUCCUUGCGCGUUUUCUACCCCAUUCUCCUUAUAUUCGUCUUCGUCUUUGUCUCUAUGGUCGAACCUAUAGUUGCCAUAAAGAGAGCAAAGAAAAAUAACCACGGCUCGGGCCCAGACACAUGCCUAUGUCACGAAAACAGAAAAUGGAUGGCUUUAAAAGGGCACUUCAUUCGGCUCUCAGCUGUGGUGCUCAUGACAUACGUCGCGGAUAUGUUGACCUAUAUUAUCCAUGUCGAAGUGGCUUGGUCGGAGCAUUGGUGGGGCGGAGAGUCCAUGGCGGUAUGUCUUCAGGAGACAUGCACUCUUUUCGUGUGUUUGAUCGCUGCCAUUCCCAUAGAACUCGGUAUUUUAGCUACCUCAUUAUCGCGUUAUACCUCGCGCCACCGUGAGCCAAUGACCGGGGACCCAUACGGUGGUCCGGUCCGUGAGAGCAUCACCGGCUGGGAGAUGAUUGAGGUGACCUCCCACAGCGUCCGGAUUCUGGCGCUGCUUGCAUUAGCUCUACUUUACGCCUGCAAGUGCAUCUCAUUCACAAGAUUACACUUGCCAGAGACCACUCGGCUUUUGCAGAGCACAUUUGAUAAUAAUCACUGCUGUGAUUUAGCGAGCUCCCGUUGGUGGGAGAACAUUAGCUUUUACGCACCCUUUUGGCCUUGCAUUUGGCCAUCCAAGUCACGGCAUCUCCAGUCUAUCCUGGCGGCCUGUGCUAUCCUCAUUGUGCUCCAAGUAUGGGUAAAAGCUGUAUCCCAUUCUCAAGUUGGGGUCAUUAUCACAGCUCUCAAAAUUCAAAACGGGGCAGAUACUAUCAGUAUUCCACGGCCCGAGGUCAAGUUAUGGAUUGUUUACUAUAUACUUUCGCAGUCUUUGAACAUUCUUCGCUCAUGGCUGUGGAUACCAGUGAGCCAACACACCUAUCGGCGGCUUUCGAUAACGGGGCUGGGGCAUGCCCUCUGUCUCGACUUAGAGUAUCAUCAGGCUAAAAGCACAGGAGAACUCGCGUCAGCUUUAAACAAAGUCAAAUCCGUCACAGAGUUCCAAGAGCAGAUUUCCAAUGAAUUGCUUCCCGCGAUUCUGGAAUUGGUUUUUGCAAUUGGCUACUUUCUGAUCAACUUUGAUGCCUACUAUGCCCUCAUUAUUGGAUUAUAUUCGGUGAUAUUCCUUCUUGUCAUUGCGCGCAUGACUCAAUGGAAAGCAGAAGCUAAAAGGGAAUUGACGAAGGCCUCAAAGGAGGAGGAAGCAAUAAAGACCGAGUUGAUUGCUUCACAUAAAUACGUCAGGUUAUCCUGUGAAGAACGAGAGACAGACCGAUAUGCCCGCGCUGUGGAACGGACUACCAAUUGUCAGUUGGUUACAAAAAAUCGUGGGAUAGUGCAAAAUAUCCUCCAGAGCAUCGUUCUGACGGCGUUGUUUCUCUCCAUAUGCUACAACGCUUUAUAUCAGGUUUCCAUUGGCCUACGGCCCGUGGGCGAGUUCGUACAGGUCUUCACGUAUAUAUCACAGCUCCUGAUCCCGUUGAGCACUUUUACGCGGCUUUAUGACUCUUUCCAAACUGCUAUGAUUAAUGCCGAGCGCAUGUUGGAAGUUCUCCGAGCCCAACCGAUGGUUGUCUACGAGCGCCGAGAUAUCCCACGAGGCAUAUGUAUCGGCAAAAUAGAGUUUCGGAAUGUUACGUUUUUCCGGGAUGGACACUGUUUACUGAAGGGGCUCACCUUUGUAUGCGAGCCGGGAACUACCACAGCCCUGGUGGGUGAAUCUGGUAGUGGUAAAUCCACUAUUUUUGAUCUCAUCUCUGGAUUCCAUCACUUCGAAGGCACGAUUACCAUCGAUGGGGAGGACAUCAGGAAAUAUGACUUUCGGAAGCACAUGACCGUUAUGUCGCAAGAUUCUCCCUUGCUGAACGAUACCUAUUUCCACAAUCUGACGAGUGGCAAAUAUGAUGCUACUAUUGAGGAGGUGACAGAGGCCUGCCGGGAUGCUGCAAUUCUUGACAAGAUCAAUCAAGUACCAGGAGGCUUCGAUGCCAAGGUGGGCGCCAACGGCACGAAGCUUAGUGGAGGUCAGAAGCAGCGUUUAGCAGUCGCUCGUGCCUUGGUACCCAAACAGACAAAGAUUCGCUUGUUCGACGAGGUCACAUCGGCACUUGACCCUGCAUCCGAAUUUCGUGUGCAAACUUCUAUCACAGAAACCAGUUCUUGCCACACCACAAUAAUAACCACACAUCGACUCAAGAAUAUCAUGAAGGCACCCCUAAUUCUAGUUUUGAAAGAUGGCAGUAUAGUUGAGAGAGGCACUCACGAAGAACUCGUGAAUUUGGGUGGUGAAUAUGCACUUAUGUGGCGGCAAGAGCAGAAAUCAUAUGUUUCAGAGGAUGUCGAGCUGCGGAGAGAAGAACCACAGUGA
Penicillium longicatenatum is the source of this 2433-nucleotide messenger RNA. Its product is annotated as ABC transporter ATP-binding protein. Gene Ontology annotation, cellular component: membrane. The transcript is spliced from 3 exons. Gene Ontology annotation, molecular function: ABC-type transporter activity; ATP binding; ATP hydrolysis activity. Gene Ontology annotation, biological process: transmembrane transport. The record is from RefSeq and is a predicted model, not a curated record. Bases 1 to 2433 code for a protein of 810 amino acids. NCBI's taxonomy places the organism in Eukaryota, Fungi, Ascomycota, Eurotiomycetes, Eurotiales, Aspergillaceae.